GCGGCGCCGGGGCCCUUGGAGGGGAGCGGGCCGGGCCGCAGCCCAGACCCUGGAGGGCCACGGCCACCGGAAGAGUCGCCGUCGCUAGCCGAUCUAGCAGAGUGGGGAGCGGAAGCGGCGGCCUCGGCGGCGGUAGGCGGCGCUGGGACCCGGGAGCGGCCGAAGAACAAGGGAGCUGGCGCCGUGGCUGGCCGCGGAGCUGGGCUGAACCACUGGGCCGCGCCGAGCGCCGCCGUCGCCGGAGAGGCCCGGCCCGGCCGCGGGGCCCGAGGCCGGAGCCAUGGGCGAGACUAAGAUCAUCUACCACCUGGAUGGGCAGGAGACACCGUACCUGGUGAAGCUGCCCCUGCCCGCCGAGCGCGUCACCUUGGCGGACUUUAAGGGCGUUCUACAGCGACCCAGCUAUAAGUUCUUCUUCAAGUCUAUGGACGACGAUUUCGGAGUGGUGAAGGAGGAGAUCUCGGAUGACAAUGCCAAGCUGCCCUGCUUCAAUGGCCGGGUGGUGUCCUGGCUGGUGUCAGCUGAGGGCUCACACCCAGAGCCAGCACCCUUCUGUGCUGAUAACCCAUCCGAGCUGCCGCCGCCCAUGGAGCGUACAGGAGGCAUUGGGGACUCCAGGCCCCCCUCCUUCCACCCUCAUGCUGGAGGGGGCAGCCAGGAGAAUCUGGACAACGACACAGAGACGGACUCCUUGGUAUCUGCCCAGCGGGAACGGCCACGCCGGAGGGACGGCCCAGAGCACACAGCCCGGCUAAAUGGAACUGCAAAGGGGGAGAGGCGGCGAGAGCCAGGGGGUUAUGACAGCUCGUCCACCCUCAUGAGCAGUGAGUUGGAGACCACCAGCUUCUUUGAUUCGGAGGAGGACGACUCCACCAGCAGGUUCAGCAGCUCCACAGAGCAGAGCAGUGCCUCACGCCUGAUGAGAAGACAUAAGCGGCGACGGCGGAAGCAGAAGGUUUCCCGGAUUGAGCGGUCCUCAUCCUUCAGCAGCAUCACGGACUCCACCAUGUCACUCAACAUCAUCACUGUGACUCUCAACAUGGAAAAGUAUAACUUCUUGGGCAUCUCCAUCGUGGGCCAAAGCAAUGAGCGCGGUGACGGAGGGAUCUACAUUGGCUCUAUCAUGAAGGGCGGGGCUGUGGCUGCUGAUGGACGCAUCGAGCCAGGAGAUAUGCUGUUACAGGUAAACGAGAUCAACUUUGAGAACAUGAGUAAUGAUGAUGCGGUUCGGGUCCUGCGGGAGAUUGUGCACAAACCAGGGCCUAUCACCCUGACUGUAGCCAAGUGCUGGGACCCAAGUCCACGUGGUUGCUUCACACUGCCCAGGAGCGAGCCCAUCCGGCCCAUCGACCCUGCAGCCUGGGUCUCCCACACUGCGGCCAUGACUGGCACCUUCCCUGCCUAUGGCAUGAGCCCCUCCCUGAGCACCAUCACCUCCACCAGCUCCUCCAUCACCAGCUCCAUCCCUGACACAGAGCGCCUAGAUGACUUCCACCUGUCCAUCCACAGUGACAUGGCCGCCAUCGUGAAAGCCAUGGCCUCCCCUGAAUCAGGCCUGGAGGUCCGAGACCGCAUGUGGCUCAAGAUCACUAUCCCCAAUGCGUUCAUCGGCUCAGAUGUGGUAGACUGGCUGUACCACAACGUGGAAGGCUUCACCGACCGGCGAGAGGCCCGCAAGUAUGCCAGCAACCUGCUGAAAGCUGGCUUCAUCCGCCACACCGUCAACAAGAUCACCUUCUCUGAGCAGUGCUACUACAUCUUCGGCGACCUCUGUGGCAACAUGGCCAACCUGUCCCUCCACGAUCACGAUGGCUCCAGCGGAGCCUCUGACCAGGACACACUGGCUCCUUUGCCGCACCCGGGGGCCGCCCCUUGGCCCAUGGCUUUCCCUUACCAGUACCCGCCACCCCCGCACCCCUACAACCCGCACCCAGGCUUCCCGGAGCUGGGCUACAGCUACGGCGGGGGCAGCGCCAGCAGUCAGCACAGUGAAGGCAGCCGGAGCAGUGGCUCCAACCGUAGCGGUAGCGACCGGAGGAAGGAGAAGGACCCGAAGGCCACCGGGGACUCGAAGUCAGGCGGCAGCGGCAGCGAGUCAGACCACACCACCCGGAGCAGCCUGCGGGGGCCACGCGAGCGGGCACCCAGCGAGCGCUCGGGGCCCGCUGCCAGCGAGCACAGUCACCGCAGCCACCACUCACUGGCCAGCAGCCUGCGCAGCCAUCACACGCACCCGAGCUAUGGCCCCCCUGGCGUGCCCCCUCUCUACGGCCCCCCCAUGUUGAUGAUGCCCCCACCGCCCGCGGCCAUGGGACCCCCGGGAGCCCCUCCAGGCCGUGAUCUGGCCUCGGUGCCCCCCGAACUGACCGCCAGCAGACAGUCCUUCCGCAUGGCCAUGGGAAACCCCAGUGAGUUCUUUGUGGAUGUGAUGUGAGCAGGGCCCCUUCCCCACUUCCUCCCACCCGUAACCUGGCUGGCUGCGUCCCUCUCUACAGACGUCCAGUCUUUUUUACUUUGUCUGGUACCUGAAAGGGAAAUAAACGGAACUAAAUCUAGGUGCGCUAACUGCUUGCUGGGCUCAGCGAUGGCGGGGUGCCCAUCGCUGCUGCAGCCCCUAACCUGCCACCAGCCCCAGCUUGUCCCUCCGCGCACUAACCGCUGCACAGGACUUCCCAGGAUCCUUUGUGUCCCUGGGACAGGACUUGCUGGUGCUGCUUUGUAUUCCAUUCACCUGUGCAUAUGCUUAAGGAACUGACCCCGGGCGUGCCCUUGAGGACAUGCCCAGCCACUUAUCCCCACCUUUUUCCCCACCUCAGUUUCCUUUCACCAUUCAUUGGGGUACACCAUCCCACUGUUAACCUGAUCUCCUCAAGCAUGUGUGCCAAUCUCUUGACUUUCACCCACAAUACUAACGCACACCCACACACACAAAAUUGCUUCAUCUGCCCCUCCCAAUUGUCCUUUUGCCUGCUGCUUGCACCCUACAGCUGUGGUCACCUUUAUUGACUAUCCAUGCUCUCCCUGUGCUGAGCCCUUACCAGAAGCGCAGUGGGAGCCUUAGCUGCCCGAUCUGCUAGUGGCUUCCAGGAAGCAUCUCUGCUCUACCCCCAACCUACCUCCUAUGCCCCCACCACCACCACCACUACCACCCAUUGCCUGAAGUUGUAUGCUGGUUCCUUCAGACCCCUAACCCUACUAACCAGCAGGCUCAUCUCACCUCUGGGCCUGAAACGUUUCUUUUCUUUCUUUUUUCCCUCCCCCAAUUUUCCUUGGGCCUGGAGCAGCCAAGAAUUUCGGGCUGUUUGACUUUCUGUGAACCCCAAACCAGGGGAGGCCCAGCCACCGAAGAGACCAGAAACCCUGCUUCAGCAGCCCCUCAGGGCUUCCCAAGGAUAUUUAGCCCCCACACUCACACUUCAGCAUGUUGAGUCACUAGGCUUCUGGGGAGAGUCUCAGCCUCUUGCCCAUAUAUGAGAGAGACUGCUCACCUUUCCAGAGUGUGUUCGGGCUCUCUUUCACACACACACACACACACACACACACACACACACACACACACACACGCAUGCAUGCACACACACACAAAGGUGCCUAUGCAAACCCACUUAAGCCUCAGGGCUGGUCCCUGCCCAGAGGGCUGGCCCCUCUCCCAAUCUCCCAGGCUGUGGGGCUGGUCCCCUGAUUUACCUCUGUCCUUUCACCCCUUCCUCAUAGCUCUCAGGCCUCCUCAACAUGUCCCCAUCAUCUUCCUCCUUGGAUAGGGCCCAUAACCUGGGCUCAGCAGAAGACUCCCUGGACAACUGACAGGCUGUUCUCACCUGCCCCCUGCCACACACACACUUUCCUGCUUUCACAGUUACCAUGGUGCCCAGAGCAUGGCUGGGCAGGGGGACUUCUGGGACUUCAGAUAGAGUACCAGGCUUUUCUUAUUCAACCUUAUUUUCUAGUUCAAACAAAUCAUGACAUUCUCUUUAAGCCUCUUCUAUAAAUUCUCUGGCUCACUGAGGCUUCCAUGUUUUCAGAACUGGGCUGUCAAGAGUGAGAUGUGCUAAGUUCCAGGCUUUGGGCAAACCAAUGUGGGGGCAUUUUGGCAUUCGUUCAUGUAACAAAUACUUUCUGGGGGUUUUGUUAAGUGAUGGCUGUGUUGGAAUUUUGACUCAGUCUUGUCUGCCUUCUGGCAGAUCUGGUUUGCUCCCAAUCCCCAUCAUGGCUUCCUCUAGCCACCGCUGCAGGGCUGCCUCCUAUAUUUCUCUUUCUUCUCAGAUUCUGCCAUGUCUGACUUUCCUGAGAAUUCUUCCACUGUUGCUCAUGCCUUCAGUGUUGGUGCUCCUAGUGUUCUAUCUUCUGUCCAUUUCUCUUCCCUAUUUACUCCCCAAGUGGUGUGUCAUCCAGCUGGAUGUCCUUAACUGACUACGAUAUGCUGGUGAUUCUCAAAUAUGUAUCUCCAUCCCCAAUAGCCCUCCAAUCCUUAGAUCUGCAUUUUUAUUACCCACUGGACAUGUCCGUGGACAUGUCUAUAUGGACUCCAUUCAUUCCCCCACCUCUUGAGGUCCACUCCACCUUCACAAUCUACAUAGGCUCACCAGCUAGAAACAUUUAUGGGCUUAAAUCCCUUCCCAUAUCUUACCAUUCAGAAGUUCAUAUCCAUUCCACUUCCAUAUCCAUUCCAACAAUCUUUCUUGAAUUUGGCCCUUCUCCCUCUCUCUGCCUCUACUCUAGCUCACAGGAGCAUGGGAUUUGGAAUCAGGUUGUUCUGGGUUUGCAUCCCAGCUCUACUACUUUUUGGUUGUGUGAUAGGAGAGUUAUUUAAUCUCUCUGAGCCUUGGUUCCCUCAUACGUAAAAUUAUGAUAAUAAUACCUACCUCACAGGGUUGUUGUGAGGAUUUAAUUUAGAUAUUGUACGAAAAGUGCCUAGCACAGUGCCUGGCACAUGGUAGAAUAGGUGCUCAAUAAAUGGUAGCUAUUA
Molecule: messenger RNA, 4966 nt
Organism: Artibeus jamaicensis (Jamaican fruit-eating bat)
Lineage: Eukaryota; Metazoa; Chordata; Mammalia; Chiroptera; Phyllostomidae
Gene: DVL3
Product: dishevelled segment polarity protein 3
Exons: 15
Coding region: 281-2434 (717 amino acids)
Biological process (GO): intracellular signal transduction; canonical Wnt signaling pathway
Cellular component (GO): cytosol
Molecular function (GO): frizzled binding
Source: RefSeq, a predicted model, not a curated record